Molecule: messenger RNA, 3009 nt
Organism: Penicilliopsis zonata CBS 506.65
Lineage: Eukaryota; Fungi; Ascomycota; Eurotiomycetes; Eurotiales; Aspergillaceae
Exons: 4
Coding region: 1-3009 (1002 amino acids)
Biological process (GO): proteasome-mediated ubiquitin-dependent protein catabolic process
Cellular component (GO): proteasome regulatory particle, base subcomplex
Molecular function (GO): proteasome-activating activity; ATP binding; protein binding
Source: RefSeq, a predicted model, not a curated record
AUGCAACGCGUGCACGACCACCUUUUGCUGGAGGAGGAAUAUGUCGAGAACAUGGAACGUCUGCGUAAGGCCAAGGCCCAGGGAACGCAAGAAAACGUGAGCCGUGGUGAUCUGGAUGUCAUGGACCGGAAUGCGGACGAGAGGAGUCGCGUGGACGAUAUGCGAGGUAGCCCCAUGGGAGUCGGUAACCUGGAGGAGCUCAUUGAUGAUGACCACGCCAUCGUCUCCAGCGCGACUGGCCCCGAGUACUACGUCUCGAUCAUGUCGUUCGUGGACAAGGAUCUCCUUGAGCCGGGCGCAAGCAUUCUACUGCAUCACAAGUCUGUUUCGGUUGUCGGGGUGUUGACGGAAGAAGCCGAUCCGCUUGUGUCGGUGAUGAAGCUCGACAAGGCACCCACUGAAUCUUAUGCCGAUAUUGGUGGUCUUGAAUCACAGAUCCAGGAAGUUCGUGAGGCUGUCGAGCUGCCUCUGUUACACCCCGAGCUGUACGAGGAGAUGGGUAUCAAGCCGCCCAAGGGAGUAAUUCUGUACGGAGCUCCUGGUACCGGAAAAACCCUUCUCGCCAAAGCGGUUGCCAACCAAACCAGCGCGACUUUCCUGCGUAUUGUGGGUAGUGAGUUGAUCCAGAAAUACCUUGGAGAUGGCCCACGUCUGGUGCGCCAGAUUUUCCAGGUCGCUGCUGAGCACGCCCCGUCGAUCGUGUUCAUCGACGAAAUCGACGCCAUCGGUACGAAGCGCUACGAUUCUACAUCGGGUGGCGAACGUGAAAUUCAGCGGACAAUGCUGGAGCUUCUCAACCAACUGGACGGUUUCGAUGACCGUGGCGAUGUCAAGGUCAUCAUGGCUACCAACAAAAUUGAGAGUCUGGAUCCCGCUUUGAUCCGUCCUGGCCGUAUCGACCGCAAGAUUCUCUUUGAAAACCCUGACCAAAACACGAAGAAGAAGAUCUUCACACUUCAUACUUCCAAGAUGUCUCUGGGCGACGACGUCGAUCUUGAUGAGUUCAUCAACCAAAAGGAUGAUCUUUCCGGUGCCGACAUCCGCGCCAUCUGCACAGAAGCUGGAUUGAUGGCCCUGCGGGAACGACGCAUGCGGGUGCAGAUGGAGGACUUCCGGGCUGCUCGAGAGCGCAUCAUGAAGACCAAGCAGGAUGGCGGACCGAUUGAGGGAUUUCUAAACUGUCAAUCCUCCAACAACUGCAUCGCCACAAUGGAUGACUUUGAUGAGGAAGCGUUCAAAAAAUUCUUCCCGACCAGCUUUGGUAAGCAAGAAAAAGCUACCGAUGUGAACGCCCAGAUUAACCGCACCAAGCGGGCGGAGGUAUCGGUCAAGCCGAAGCAGGUGUUGCAGGACGAACCCGACGAGAAAGAGCGAGAAGUCGCCCCGCGGAGCGAUGGCUUGGAUGAAUCUAGAGGCUCUGACGACGAUGAAAGACACAAUGAUGACGAUGACGAUGAUGACGAUGACGAUUCGGACGACGAUUCGGACGAUGAAGACGAGUUCCCCGUCUCGCAUGAGCUGGUGCUGAAGACACACGAGCGCGCGGUAACAAGCAUGACGGUCGACCCGUCUGGCGCACGACUUAUCACGGGCUCGACAGACUGCACGAUCAAGCUACAUGAUUUUGCGUCGAUGACGCCGUCGACGAUCCGCGCAUUCAAGUCGGUCGACCCGUCGGCUAAGAAACAGUCGGCCGCACAGGAGACGCAUCCGGUGCACCAUGUCGAGUUCAACGCGCUGUCCCCCGGCCAGGUGCUUGUGAUCCCGGCAACGCCGCAGCCGCGGAUCCUCAGUCGGGAUGGAGACGUGCUGACGGAGUUUGUCAAGGGAGACAUGUACCUGCGCGAUCUACACAAUACAAAGGGCCAUGUAUCCGAGGUGACGGCUGGGACAUGGAAUCCGUCGGACUACAACCUGUGUGCGACGGCGGGCUCCGAUAGCACGGUACGCAUCUGGGACGCGAACACCGGGCGGUCGCAGAAGGAAGUGAUUGUUCACAAGUCAAAAGUUGCCGGGUCUGCGGGACGGAGCAAGAUAACGGCCGUGGCAUGGGGCUCACCCAAGCAAGGCGGCCAGAAUGUCCUCGUUGCCACUGCCUUGGACGGGAGUUUGCUAAUGUGGGGUGGAAACGGGCCCUUUACGCGCCCCAGUGCAGAGAUUCGGGAUGCUCAUGCCAGAGACACAUGGACUGGUGGCCUCGAUAUUAGCCCCGACGGCCGGCUGGUCAUCACCCGGGGCGGCGACGAUACCAUCAAGCUCUGGGACACGCGGAAAUUCAAGCAGCCGAUUACGACAGUUACGCACGUAUCAACCUCCGCCCGCUAUCCAUCCUCGAACAUCCGGUUCUCGCCCACAGGCACGAAUGUCAUCACGGGAUCCGAGACCGGCCACCUGCACAUCCUGAAUCCAGCGACGCUGACUCCGGAGCUCGUGACGCCCGUGACGCCCGGGUCGCCGCUGAUCACCGUUCUAUGGCACGAAAAGCUCAACCAGAUCCUCACGGGCUCGGCCAACGCCGAGACGCACGUCCUCUACUCCCCGACCCUGUCAACCAAGGGUGCGGCGCUGGUGCUCUCCAAAGCACCGAAGCGCCGGCACGUCGACGAUAAUCCGGCCUUCACGACCGAUAUCUCGCAGGGUCUGUCGGGCGAUGCGGUCGUGGUCGGCAGCAAUGGAGUACCACACUACAGUUCCGCGACAUGGUCCGCGCGACACCCGAACGUCGGUCUGACAGCCUCGGGUCGCUCGCGCGACCCCCGCCGGCCGCAUCUGCCGGCGCAGACGCCGUUUGCCAAGUCGCAGCCGGACGAGCGACAUAUCCGCGAGAACAUCCCGCUCAGCUCGAUGCGCGACGAAGACCCCCGUGAGGCGCUGCUCAAAUACGCCGAGAAGGCCGAAAAGGACCCUAUCUUCACGCGGGCCUGGAAGGAGACCCAACCUAAGACUAUCUACGCCGAGCUCAGUGACGAGGAGGAACCUGAGCCAAACAGGAAGCGUGCAAAGCGAUAG